This is a messenger RNA of Xyrauchen texanus (razorback sucker), 1497 nucleotides long. Its product is annotated as deoxyribonuclease-1-like. NCBI's taxonomy places the organism in Eukaryota, Metazoa, Chordata, Actinopteri, Cypriniformes, Catostomidae. Gene Ontology annotation, molecular function: DNA nuclease activity. Gene Ontology annotation, biological process: DNA catabolic process. The coding region runs from base 138 to 1061 and encodes 307 amino acids. The record is from RefSeq and is a predicted model, not a curated record. Gene Ontology annotation, cellular component: nucleus. The transcript has 9 exons.
UCUCUAUUUUAACUGCAGUAAGCAAACAGAGGCUUCUACAAAUGCUGUACAUUACAUCUGUCUGUAAGACAGAAACUCCUAUCUGACCAAAAAACAGGAAGUAGACAUGCUCUUUUUUCAAACAACCAUCCAUUCACAUGCAGCCUAAAGGCAUACACAGGAAACCAGUUGACACUUCAGACGAGACAACAGGUGGCAGCUACUUCGGUUUAAUCAUGAAGAUCGCAUCUUUUAACAUCAGACGUCUGGGCCCAAGCAAGCUGUCAGACAACAACAUUGUAAAAUACCUCAUAAAGAUCUUCUCCCGCUACAGUAUAAUCAUUAUCCUGGAGGUGGUGGACAAGUCGGGCAAGGCCAUAGCCAAAUUUCUGCAGGAGCUGAACAGCACAAGAGCUAAUAAGAAACGCCCCUUUACAAUGAUGGGGAGCGCCAGACUUGGCCGAAGUCUUUAUAAGGAACAGUUUGUCUGUUUCUACAGAGAAAAUGAGGCUAAACUGGUUGACACUUACCAAUAUGAAGACAAUCAAGAGGGUGACGAGGACGCUUUCUCUCGAGAGCCGUUCAUUCUGCGUUUCAGCUGCAAACACACAGUGCUGAAAGAUUUGGUGUUGAUCCCCGUUCACACGAAGCCCAAAGACUCACAGAAGGAACUGGAUGAACUCUAUGACGUGUUUCUGCAUGUCAAGGAAAAAUGGAAGACCGAUAACGUCAUGAUCCUUGGGGACUUCAAUGCAGAUGGUGCCUACGUUUCCAAGAAGAAGAUGAAAACCAUCAGAAUUCGCAGCGAUCCUGAUUUCCACUGGCUCAUUGGGGACGAUGUGGAUACCACCGCAAGCCUCUCCAAUGACCACACCUAUGACAGGAUUGUGGUGUACAAAGAAGACAUGUUACGCGCAGUUGUGCCAAGAUCUGCAAAACCCUUUAACUUCCAAAAAGCCUUCAAGCUUUCUGAGGAAAUGGCUCUGGAGAUCAGUGAUCAUUAUCCAGUGCAGGUGAGUCUGAGGAAGAGUCCUGCACCAAAGACUAGUGGGAAAACCAAAGCACAAAAACGCAAAGCAUGAUGACGCUGAACGACGCUGGAAUGAACGAUAACCAAAGAUGCUCUUCGUUAGGAAAAUCAGGGCUCGUUACAUCAAAGCCAGCUAUAUUUUCAUGUUAACUAGACUUAUAAUACAUUUGUAAUAAAGAUGGAAAGCCUGGUACCUCUUUUCAAUUUAAUUUAAGUUUUAUCGUGUUUGUCUUUUUAUUCCAGUCUAAGCUUUAGAUUUUCAGCAAUUCUACUCGGUAGCUUUCCUGAUUUUAUGUUAAUUGGCACUGCGAGUUUAAUGAAUCGCACCAAACAACUGAGUUAUAUCAGUUUGAAUCGGUUUGAUGAAUCCUUCACUCUUACAUAGAAAGACUUUCCCCCCACAAAAACAUCCCAAAGACUUUCAAUGGGGUUAUGGACUCUCUAAUUAGGAAAUUAUUCCUCAUGCUCUCUGAAUCCCUCUGUAAAGG